AUGCUAGAAGAUGAGACACUUGUCUCCAUAAUUACUUCAUUGCAAAAUAUCCAUAAUUGGAAUAAUAAGCUAAAUUAGAAAAAUCGAAAGAGCUUACGAGGAGGAGGAUGUGGGUCAUCUAUUGAGGAAAAAAAUAUCGAUUCAAUUAUAAAUAGAGAUUAAAACUUAUUAAUUUCCUCAUCAAAACCCCCAAACUUCAUAUCAGAACUAAAUGAUUGUCUAAAUCUUUUAAUUGAAGCAGCUAAAUUGUUUGGUGACACCUCUUAAAAAAACUCUAUCCUAAUGAAAAUUUAAUGGUUUAAUCACAAUAGAGAGCAUUUGAAUUAUUUGUGUAUUGACAGAAGAGAAACAACCAAAAAUUAUGAGUUAAUUUAAUAGAAAUUUGAAAGUUUAUUGACAAUCCUUACAAGUUAUUUAAGAAGCUCAGGGUUUAUUUGUUAUUAAAUUUUAUAAAUAUGUAACGAAUUAUUAAGGAUUCUUUAUGCAUUCUAAUUAGAAAAUCCUAAGAGAUGCUUUGAUAUAUCAGUGCAACAAGAUUACUUAGAAAAGAUAUCAGAAUUUAAUACUUAAUUAGAUAUAGAGUAAGCAAAUGUUUGGAAAACAGGCAUUGAAUUUGAAAUUACAAUUAUGAAGAUUAUGAUAAUGAAUUCUAAAACUAAUUCCACAGAAGGAACAGACUUAUUGAUUAAUUUCUUUAAGGAAGCUGCAAAAUCAAUUGUAUCAUUUUCACCUACUGAUAGUUUACUUUAAACAAUAAUAGAUGGUGGUAAAUAUCUUCUAAAAAGAGGUAUAGAAAAAAAAUUAUAUCCAAAGGAAGUUUAUUAAACUUAUUAUCUAUUCUAAUUAAUGAAAUGGUCUAUUAUAAGAUAGUUAAAAUCAAAAUAUUCAGUUUAUGAAUAAAUAUAGUAACUGAAAAAUAUCUUUUAAUAAUAUAUACUACUUUCGGAGAAUUGGGUUUUACAUUUUAGUUGGAUAUAAAUGAUUACUGAUAUUAUUUCAUAUCGACCAAUUAUUAAUAAAACUACUUUAUUUAAGAAAUUCCCAGAUUAAUAAUUAAAACUAUGGAAUUCUCUAAUAGAAAAUAAUUUAAUUCAUUGUGUUUCAUAUAAUAAAAUUGAAGCAGUUAUGAGUUUAUUUUAAGACUCAUAACAUUAAAUUCAUGAUGUUGACUUAUCAAAUUUAUUGGAAAAUUAUAGCAAAAAAAAGUUUGUUCUAUUUUCAUAAUUUCUCUUAAGAGGAGAUAUUACUCAAAAUGUUAAUAAUUGGGACUAUUACAAAAAAUUUGCAUUUAAAAACUAAAAAGAUAAAACAUAAGAAGACUAUGAACACAUUUUAGCAAAUUAAGAAUAAGAAGUAUUAAAGAAGUUAAUAAACAAUAUUAAAUCUGAGAAAGAUGAGAUAAUUUAAAUUCAUUCCAGAAUUUUACAAUCCUUUUCAAACUAUUUUUAAGAACCCUCUUAAACGUUUAUUAAAAUAUUCUAGGAUGAUAACUAAUUUUCUAUACAGCAAUUCUUAGAAACUUAUAAGAAAUUAAUCUUAUAAACAAAUUAUUUUUAAGAAAUAUCGAAAUUUGAAGCUGCUAAAUUGAAAUUAUUAAAUCCUUACUUUGAUAAAUUUAAGAUGACUGUUGAAUUUUCGAAUAAUAAAUUGUUAAUUAAACUAUAAAAUUUAUAAAAAUAAAUUGAUAGUUUUGUUAAACAAUAACUUAAUGAAUUCAUUAAUAUACUUUUAAAUUACUUUUUAGAUGCUAUCAAAUUUGCAAGUUCUGCAUAAGUUUUCAAUUAAUAUUUAGAGACAUAAUAACAACAAGAUGUCAACAAAAUUAAAAAAUAAUUUGAAAUUUUAAAUUUUUAAGCCAUUUUCACAACCUUCGAAAACUAAUUGGAUUAGUUUAUUAUUAAUUUAAAUACUUUUAAAGAAGAUUUUAUAAAAUUUAUACAGCAGAAAGCAAACCCAGAUAUUAUGGCAAUCAAAAUACCUAAUUAAAAUAUUUUUGAUAUAAUCGAAUAUAGUAUUUCAGGAGGAUGGAUUAAAUAAAUUGUGAAGAAGCUUUUAGAUGAACAAUCAAAUAAAUUUUUAUUAUUUAAAUCUUAAUUCACAGGUUAGGAAGAUAUAUAUUAAAAUUUCAUCGAUUGCAGAUUUAACAUUUUUAUAAUCAAAUUUUUAAUGUAAUUCUACCGAAUACAAUAAAAUAAUAUAUACACGUUUAAUUAAUAAAUGUAAAAUUACAUAAGCAAUGAUGAAUAGCCAGAGGAAUUGGAUGAAUAAACUCUUUAAAAAAUAAUUGAAAAUAUAUUAAUUUAACAGAAAUAAAAAUUGAAUGCCUUAUUGAACUAAAUGAAAUAAUUACCCGAUGAAUAGAGUAUUAAGAUUGGAUGUAAAAAUUUGUUAGCUUAAAUAAAAUCUGAUUUUUAAUUAAUAAAAGAUGAGAGUAAGUAAUAUAGGAAUCAAGAGCUAAUUCACGAUAUUUUAAAAUUCUUUGCAGAUUCCUAAUAUAUUAUAUUUUAAGUUUAAGAUGAGGCUGAUUAAGUUUUUAAGUUAGAUGAACUUUUAAUUAAAUAUGAAAAUAAAUUUAACGAAAUAAAUAUUAGAAAAGACAAUAUUAAUGAGAAAACUACAUAAGGUGAAUCAAAUCAAAUCAACAAAUUUUAAACUCCUUUUUUGAAUUACGAUAACAAAAAUUUAUAACAAAUUCUAAAAUAAUGUAAUAAAUAUUUUAAAGGCUAUUAAUAAUUAUUAUGUUUUGAAUUAGAUCUAAUUGAAUAAUAAAAGAUUGUUUGGAAUUAAAAGCUAAAAUAAGUUUAAACUGCAUAAGAUUAAUUAAAUUAAGUGCAAAAUAUUAAUCUAUAGAUCUAAAAUAUAAAUAGCAAAAUUGGAAAUUUUUUUAAUUCAAAAGUAAAAUCUUAAAUUGAGUACUUAAUUAGAAGUUUAGCUGAUUAAAAUAAAUAAAAGAUAGAAUAUUUUGUUAUUGAUCUCAAAUUAACAGACUUUUUAUCCUUCUUUUAUUAAUUGUCUCAUAGCGAAUAUGCAAAAGAUUUAAAAGCAGAUAAAGUUAAUGAUUCUAUUUGGUUAAGUAUAAAAGACACAUACAAAGCCACCAAAAAUAAACUUGUUGAACUGUUAGAUUUCAAACCUGAUUAUAAAGUUAGAGAAGGAUUAGCCUAUAACUUAAUAAGACUUUAAUACAGUAUUUAAGAAUAAUAGAUUAAUUAAUUCUCAUGUAAAUAUGUUUAGCAUAUGUGGGUAUUUGAAAAAGAUUAAAGAGUUCGAAAUUUAUUGAAAAAUAAAGAAUUAGUGGAAAUUUAGAAAUAACUGUUUGCUUAAGAUUUUGAUAAUUUUUCAAGUUCAAUAAAAGAUGAACUGAAAGAAAGGUUAUAAAAGUUGGAAAACUUACAACAAUAAAUCAAGCUCGAAGGGAAUUAGUAAAAAAGAGAGCAAAUUUAAUAAUAGCUAAAAGAAACUUAUGAGGAAUUAGAUACAUCAUUAGAUAACAUUUCAGAAUUGUCAGAAGCAAUCGAUAUUAGUUUAGUUUUCCUUAAAGAUAUUUCAAGAGAUGUUAAAUAGAUAAAAACCUAAAUUGAUAAUUUAUAAGAAUCCGUUAAUUAAUUAGGUGAAGAUAUUAGAAAAUUACGUGGAAAAAACUAUAAAGAAUUACUAGAAAUGAGAAAAUAAAAGUUACUAUUAUAAUCAAAACUAACAGAAGUAGACUCAGUAUAUAUAUAACUGGAAACAAUUGAAUAUAAUCCUUUUACUGGAAAGAACAUUCUUUUUGAAAACAAAUUGUCAACAUAUUUAAUGAUGAAUCAAUGGGAUGAUCCAAAAGGAGAAGUUAAUGAAUUUAUUUGGGAAGAAGAAUUAUAAAAAAAUGAAGGAUAAAACGAUUAACAAGAUUAAAAUGAUUAAUAAGAAAAGCCAAAAAAGAAAGAACUAAAAGAUGUUUUGCUAAUUUCAGGAUUUGCUGGUUCUGGCAAAAGCAAGGCAGCCAGAAAAAUAGAAGAAUUUCUUUGGUAAUAAUAAGGGACUCAUUCGAAAUGGAUUCCUAUAUUUGUGUCCCUUCCAACUUUAAAGAAUCCUAAAUAUAAUUUAUUCGAAUAAGCUUUAGAAACUGAAAACUAUUAAUUUGAUAAAUAUUAAAUUAGAGAACUUAAAGAAGCCAUAUAAAAUAAGUAAGAAAAGAUUAUUCUCAUACUGGACAGUUACGAUGAGAUGAAAUAAGAUUGUAUCUAGUAAAAUUUAAUAAAAACUAAUAAAUUGUUUUAAGAUUUAAGUAUUGAUAAAUCUAAUCGUUAAAUGAAAGUAAUUAUUACAACAAGAAAAGAAAUACUUAAUACAGUUGGAUAUUAAACUUGGUUUUAUGGAGAUAGUAUUUAAACCUUGAAAGAAGUUUAAUUGUAAAAUUUUAAUGAAGAAUAGUAGACUGAAUAUUUAAAUUAAUAUGUUGAAUUAAGUAUUAAGAGAAAAAUAAAAGAAGUUUAUGAGUUUGUUAAAUCAAUCUCUGGAUAAAGUUUUGAUUUAGAAGAAUUUCUUACCAUUUGGAAUUUAGUGUCAUAAUAAGCCAAGAAUAGUAUUAAAAAAUCAGAGAUAAGUAAAUAAGAUGGAAUUUUUCAAAACAAAGAGGAAGAGCUAAUAAUUCAAAAAAUAAAAACUCAUAAGAUUUUAGAAGUUUUAAAAGAUGAAUAAACUACUGCAUUACAAAAAGAACUCAUAGCUUUGUGGAAUGCAUAGUAAUUUAAGAAAUCAAUUGAAAGUGUCAAAAUUUAAGAUUUAUUAACUACUCCAUUUAUGCUAGAAAUUGUAGUUUAAGUUUUGCCUAAUAUGACCAAAAUGUACAAAGGGUCAACGUUAAUUAAAGAUAUCUUUGCUUAAAAUUUUAUGAAAUUAAAGAAAUAAGAAAGGGUUUCUAAAUUUCUAAGGGAAUUUUAUCAAAAAGAACUUCAAAUAUCUAAUUAGAAUAAAUAAUAAAAUUUGAUAAGUAUUGAGGAUGAAUAAAUAUCUGCAAAAUAAAUAAAUGAAGAAUAAGAAUAAUCUAAAAUUGAGAAAGCCAAAUUAGAAGAAAUAAUAGAUAAAUUUGAUAAAGAAAAUUUUUUCCAGAAAUAUUCAAUUGUUAGUUCAUUAAAUAAAAUUGAUGAUUGUAUUGUUUUUGAUGGUUAUUCAGUGAAAUUAAAUCCUGAUGAUAUUAAAUUAGUAAUAAUGUCUUUAAAGUUGAAAAAAUUUACAAUUUUUGAAUUUUAUGAGAGUUUUAUUAGCUUUUAUCAUGAGUAAUAAAUUUAAAAAUAAAGAGAACUUGGUAAAAUAUCUAAUUAUGAUAAUUUUGCAUUUGAUAUUUCUUAAUUUUCUUAUUCUUUAGCAAUAGAUAUGUCUCUAAGAGAACUAUCAUAAGUAGCUUAUAAGCCACAAGGAAAGCUUCAACUAGAAAGUAAUUAUAAAAUCAAAUAAACUAUUGAUGAUUGGUUGAAACAAUAUUUUGAUAUUGAAGAUGAGUAUAAGAAACUAAUUAGAAGUUGUAUUUUAUUAAGUGCAAAAGGAAGUACAUAUUCAUUCACACAUAAAUCUAUUUAAGAAUUUUAUGUAGCAAAAUACAUUUUUGAUCUAUUAAUUUCUUUGAAUGAUUUUAAUUUAAAUUCUUCAGAAGUAGAAAAUCAGGACUUGAAGAAAAAUUAAUAAAUAUUAAUUAAUUCUGUCUUUAAUAAUCCAGAUUUUAAUAUAUCCACUGAUAAUUUCAGGAAUGUAAUAAACUUUGUUAAAGAAAAACUAAUUAGUGAUGAAACUAUAACUUAAAAAUUAAUUGAUAUUGUAAAGUUAUCAAAAUCAAAAACAUGUUGUAGAUCAGCAUCUAACAGUAUUUAUUUAUUAAGACAAAUGAAUGUUUAUUUGGGAGGCUAAAACUUUAAUGAAAUAUAAUUAGAUAAUACUAAUAUUUCUGGAUUAAGCUUUUUCGAUUGUGAUUUAAGUUAUUCAAAAUUUAAUAAUGUUGAAAUAAAUUCAUGCAAUCUUAAUUUUGCAGAUUUAUCAAACACUCAAUGGGACAUUGUAUGUAAGGAAAUGGCUUUUCUAAAAGGCCAUAAAGAAAGAAUUCUAGAAAUACGAUUUUCUCCUAAUAGUCAAUAUAUUGCAUCAGCAGGAAUGGAAAACAUAAUAAAAUUAUGGGAUGCCAAAACAUAUAAAUGUAUUGCUAAUCUAGAAGGCCAUACAGCUUAAAUUAAUACAUUAUCAUUUUCAUCUAAAUCCUAAUUUUUGUUUUCAGGAAGCAACGACUGCACCAUUAGAAAAUGGGAUAUAAGAAAUUAGAAAACUGAAAUUAAAAGCUAGAUUAUAUAAAAAUUUAAGGAUUAAAUUUUAAAACUACAAAUAUCUAAAGACUCAUAAAAAUUAUAUGUUUAAGAAAAAAAGGGUUGCUUCUAGAUAUUGAAUUUAUAACAAAAUGAUUUAACCAUAAUUGAUGAUUUGGUUUUCUAAUUAGAAAAACCUUCCAUGUAGUUGUUUGCAUUAAAUCCAAUUGAACCAAUAGUGGCAAUUCUUUAUGAAACAAAUGUGAUAGAAUUUAUUAAUUAUUUAACAAAAACAGAAGUCAGAUCUUAUGCUAUUAUUGAUUCUGUUGAUGAUCCUGUUAGAAGAAUGAUUUUUAGUUAAGAUGGAAAGUAUUUUGCAAUAUCAAGAAAAAAUAGUGCUUAAGUUUGGGAUAUCACCGAAAAUACUAAUGAAAUACUAAGAUAAUUUUCAUUCCCUAAUAUUAUAUUAAAGCAAAUAUACUUUGAUUCUUCAGGUAAAUAUUUGAUUUUUACUACAGAUUUAUUCUUGUUUCAAAGGGAAAUAAUUAAUAAAAAAAUAUAAAAUCAAGAACAAAAAGAAAUAUGCUUUGAGAUUCAAAUUUCUACAGAUGGAAGAUUAACUGCUAUAGUUUAAGAAAAAAAAAUUAUCAUAAAAGAAUUUCUAACAGAUUAUAUUAUAAGAACCCUUCCUUUUAAUUUUUAGCCUGGCUAAAUAAGAUUCUCAAAUGAUAACUCUAAGCUAGCUUUUUUUUUAAAAGAAAACGACAUUAUUAUGCAUUUUCAAAUUUUGGGUGUUAAUAAAUUUGAAAUAAUUUAUGAUCUUCCUUGGAAUAAGCAUCAAUGGAAAGAUCUUAUCUUGUCCAGAAAUUUUGAAAAAUUCAUUAUUAAUUUUUCAAUUUUGGAAAAUUAAGUGAAUUAAUUUGAAGGAUCUCUAAUAAUAGAAAAAAUAUAGAAAGAUCCAAAAAAUAGAUAAUAUAAUUUAAACAUGGAAAAGUUUUGUAUUAAAGCAAAUAGUUGGAUUAUUGCUUACACUAAUUCUUAAGCCAAUUCAAUUGCUAUUUUUGAUUUAGAUAAAAGUGAAUUAAUUCAUGAACCUCUUUAAAAUGAAAAAAAAGAAAUAUUAAGCUUUUAAUUUUCACCUAUUAAAAAUUAAAUUGCUGUUGGAUACAAAGGAGAAUUUUUAAUUUGGAAUUUGGAUUAAAAAAAAUGCUUUGUAGAAAAAAGAAUUAUUUUAGAGAAUUUAGAUAUUUUAAAUCUUAAGUACUCUACAAACGGUUCAAAAAUAGGAUUCAUUUUUACAGAUUCAUUUUAAAUAUAUGAUUUAGAUAGAGAGUCAUUAAUUCUAUUUGAAGAAAAGUUUAAACCAAAAACUGUGGCAUUUUCAUUAGAUGACAAAGUAAUUGGAUUCAUAGAUGAUAAUUAAUAAGUAAUUAUAUAGAAUUAGAAUAAUGAAAUAAAAAAAUUAGAAUUUGAUAAUCAAUUGUAAUUAAAAUUUAAUUAAGAUUAAAAGUCUAUAAUUAUUGGAGGGAAUAAUAAACUUAUUUUGUUGGAUUUAACUACUCUUUAAUUUAAAAUAGAAUAGUUAACGUUUAUAAAGUUUGAGUAUAUCACGUUUUCUCAUACUUUAAAUUUAAUCGCAUUACAUAAAGAUAGAAUCUUAGAGUUAUGGAUGCUGUAGGAUCAUAAAUUUAAAUAUUUAGGAUCAUAAUUAUAUGAUUAAGCUAUAAAAUAAAUAGAUUUUGUUAAUGAAGAUCAAAAUAUAAUAAUUUUAAAAUAGGAUUUGGAACUUGUCAUUUAUGAUUUAAAAUAAAUUUAAUUUAAUUACAUAUUUGAAGGAAACUUUCAAUGUGGGGCAUUUUCAACUUUUGAUUAGAUUGCUUUGGCUCAAGAUAAACAAAUUAAACUAUUUAAUUCUCAAACAUAAAAAUAGGAUUCAUUAGAAGUAGAAAAAAUCUAAUAUUUGGAGUUUUUUCAAAGCAAAUAAAAUUUAUUGUUAUCUAUUUCUAAUCAUGAAAUUAUUAUUUGGGAUUUCAUACUCAAUAUCUAAAUUAAAAAUGUUUAAAUUUUGAAAUAAACUUAAUCGAAAUUAUGUUUAAAUGAAGAAUUAAUCAUUACUUAAGAUCAAAAUAUUAUUAUGAUUUGGGAUAUCAGUGAUAUUGAAAAUAUUUAACUCCGUGGAUUACACGAAAAUAUUUACUCUUUUUCUAUCAAUGAAGGUUAAAAAUUAGCAGUCGGAAUAAAAGACGGUUAAGAGAUCAAAAUUUAAGAUCUCUUUAAUAUAUAAUUUGGACUUACUAUGAAUAUGAAAUAAGAAAUUUUGAAGCUAGUUAUUAAUGAUGUCCAAUAAUUUUAUAUUUUUUUAACAGAUAAGGAUAGGCUUUAUAUUUAUUAGGAAAACAAAAAAAAAAUAAUUGAAUUGCACAAUUAUGUUAGUUAAUUUGCUUAUUAUUAAGAAAAGAAUUAUAUAGCAAUUAUUCAAGGAAAAAAGAUUUUACUAACUGAAUUAUUGAAUGAUAAAUUGAAUAUCAUAAAUACUUUUGAUUUUUUGAGAAAUUUAAAUCCAAAUGAUCUUCCUACUUUUUCAAAUGAUGGAGAUUAUUUAUUAAUUUAUCAAUCUGCUAAUUUAAUAUGUUUAUUGUCAACUACAAGCAGUAAGAAAUAAAUUUGUAAGGUAUUACAUUUCUCAGAAGCUACUAAUUCUAAUGUUCCUAAAAAAGUCUAAGUUUAUACAAAUUAAGAAAUAUCUAAUAACUAGCUUCUCUUAGCCCUAAUGAAUAGCAACUCAUUUAAGCUUAUAGAUGUUGAAAAAGUUAACAAACCAUUUUUAAUAGAAGCUGAUUCUUUAUUGCAAUUUGAGUUGAGUUUAGAUGAAGAAAUCGUUUGUUUAGGUUUAAAGUAAGUUAUAAUAAUCUAAUAUACUAAUGUUUUUAAUAUAUAAAUGCCAAAAAUUUUGUUCCACUUAAAUCACUAAAAAUUUUUUAAGGCAGUUAGUUAUGAUACAUUUGUCUAUCUGAAUAAGAAGAAUCGAGUCAAUUUGUUUUCAGCCUCAGAUUAAUCUCAUACUAAAAUAGAUAUCCCUAUUGAUAAAAUAGUUGGGAUUGAUUAUUUAUAAUAUAAAGACCGGUUAGCAAUAAGCACUGAAAUGAAUAAAAUAAUAUUUUUUGAUUUAAAAGAAAAAAAAAUUGUUGGAUUCUUAAAAGCACAAUAAAAAUAAAUUAAUUCUGUGGCAGAAUCCCCUGAUGGAAGUGCUUUUGCAUCUGCAAGUGAUGAUUUAUUGAUAAAACUAUGGAAUAUUAAAUAAAAUCAAUCUUCAGAAGUGAUGGAAGCUCAUUAAUAUUCGAUAAGUGCAUUAGCUAUAUCUUAAGAUGGUUAAAUUGUUGCAUCUGGGAAUUUAAAAGGUGUAGAAGAAGAAGUUCCUAUUUUUCUUUGGGAUCUUACAAAUAAAAAAUUAAUUAAGAAACUUCAAAGACAUUAAGAUUCUGUUAAUUGUAUAGAAAUUUCAUUCUGUUAAUAAUUAUUAUUUUCUGCUAGCAUUGAUGGAACUAUAAUUGUUUGGAAUAUUGAAUAUCCAUAAGUAGCAAAAAUGUUAUAUUGUAUUGAUGAAUUCAAUUAUUCUAUAAAUUCUCUAAUAAUAACCCAAACAACUUAAGCAUUCGUAGCACUUUGCAAUUUAGAUAAUAUAUAAAAAUUGAGCAUAGAGUCAAUUAAAAAAUAAAAAGAAACUAGUACGACUAUAAAAAUAAAAAAUCUUUUAACAAGUGAAGACUUUAUUUUAUAAAAUUAUAGCUUUUAGACAGUUGAUAAGUUUAUUUAUGUUUCUGAAAAAAGUAGAUUAGUUAUGCUUAAUAUUGAAACAAAAAAUUAAGAGACCUUUAAAAAAGAAUAUGUAACUUAAUUUAUUACUUCAAAAGAUAAUAGUCUGAUUUUAGCUCAAACUGGGUAUGGAUUAAUAUUUUCUUUGAAAAAGAACACUAAAAAUUAAUGGAUAAAACAAGAUUUAUUAUUAUUUUCCAAUCAAACAUUUUUUAUGUUAACUCCUAAUAAUAAAUUUUUAUUUUAAAUGCUGGAUAUAAAAUAAUCUGGUUAGGAUAUUAUUCAUACAAAAAUACUGAUACAUGAUUUUAAUAAAUUAAAUUCUUAUUUUGGAGACUUAGUAUAAUCUCAUAUAUUUAGGGAAUUUGAAAAUAGGGUGUGUAAAUUGAUGAAAGACAUGUUAAUAUCAAUUUAAAAUACAGAAAUACAAAUAGAAAUUAUUAAGGAAAAAAAAAUACUCAAGAAAAUUUAAGGAUGUUCAAAUCCAAAAAGUAUUUAAGUAUCUGAAGAUCGCAAAUAUUUGGCUUACAAUAAUGAACUUGAAUAAAAAAUAAUAAUAUGGGAGAUGGAUGAUCCAAAUAAAAUUAUACAAUUGGGUUUAACGAAUGAAAAUUUAAUAAUGUUUUAAUUUUCUAGUAAUGACUCAAAUAAAAUAUAUGCUUUGUAUCUUUCAGGGAUUCUAAGAAAUUGGAAUGUAGCAACUCAAAGUUCCCUAUUGAUUGAGAUUUCAUUUGGAUUAAAAUAAUACAAAUACUUUUAUUUUUCUAGCAACCUUAAAUAUUUAAUAUGCCAAAAUGAAGCAAAAAAAAUAGAUGUUUUUGAAAUAGCAAACUCUAAUAAGUAUUUUGAGAUCAGUGUUCAUGAUAUUUAAAGGACUGCUUUUUCCAAAAAUGAGGAAUAAUUCGCACUGGCAAUAGUGUAAGAAGAAGAUUUUAUAAUUUUAAAAAAUGUAAAAGUUUAAAGCUAAAUUAAUUGGAUCAAUGUAAAAUUUAUAAAUUCGCAUAUUUCUUUUACAAAUAAUGAUUAAGAAUUGAUAUGUUGCUCUGGAAAAUCUAUAUAUUUAUGGAGGAUAAAUGAAUCCCUACAACAUGUUUUAAUUGGAUUUUGGUAGAUAAAUACUUAUGGUUUUGAAUAAGUUUGUUAUGAUUGUUAAAAAUAAACAAUAAUAAUUUAAAAUUUUUCAGGAAUUGAGGAAUAUAAAUUAAUUUAAUCAGUUCAAGCAUUAAGUCAGGAAGUGUUUGAGAAUCUCAAUAAUUAAAAGUCUGUUUGCUUUUCCCCUGAUAGUAAAUAUUUUAUUCAUUUGAAUCCCUACUUAAGGAUUUAUCAAGUGGAUAAUCUUAAAAUGUUAAUUGAAAACAAAGAUUUUGAAGGAUAAUCUAUUUAAUUUUAAUAAAAUGAAAUUUUAGUAAUUGCACACAAUUAAGAACUAUAGUUUCUCAACAUUACUGAUAUUAAUAAAAUAGUAGAGAUUAAAAAAAUAAACUAUCUAAAUUAGAUAUUUGACUUUACUUUAAGUUAAAAUUAUUCAUUAAUAUAAUUCAAAAAUAACAAUUAAGAUUAAGAAAAGGAGCUUGAUCAAGCCAUAUUAAAUAAAGUAUACUUAAACGAUUGUACUCUUUUGGCCAUUUUUUAUACUAAUAGAAAACCACAAUUUAGUGAAGAUGGGAAGUAUCUUGCAUUGAAUAGGUCAAACAAGAUACAAAUCAUACAGAUUUAAAAUUUAUAAAAACUAAAGUUAGAAUAAACUUUAUUUUUAGAUAAGAAAUGUAAUUACGGGUAGAUAUUUUAUCAUCCUGAUGGAGAAUUAAUAUUCUUAUUUACAAAUCAGAGUAUUUCUAUUUUAGAUUCUCAUACUUUGAAAAUAAUUAAAUAAUAGGUGAUAGAUUUUGAAGUAAAAGAGGUUUAAAUUUCUAUGAAUUGGAAAUACUUUGCUUUAAUGGGUUCAAAUUUUUUUGUGAAGAUUUUUUUAUACCUCAAUUAAGAGGAGAUUACAUUUUAACAGCCAAUUAAUUAAAAUCAAAAUCCAAUUAAUUGUAUUGCUUUAUCUCCAAAAGGAGAUUUCCUCUUGACUGGUUGGCAAAAUUAAGAAAAUUUCACAAAUUUGAUUUCCUUAUGGAAAUUAGAAGAAGGUAAAGAAUUAUGUUCAAAUGAUUAAAUAACUGAUUAAGUUAAAAUUCUUAAAUUUUGCCCAAACGGAAUCAAUUUUGUAGCAGGUUUAUCAGAUGGAUCGGUUAAUUUAUAUUCUAUUGACUUAAGAUAACUCAGAUAAAAGUAGUAAGAUUAAUACAAUAUAUGUUGUUAUUAAACGUUUGCCAAAUAAUCAUUAUUGUUGGCUCAAGAAUGUAAUUUAACAUAAGCAACCAUUUAAUCAGAAGAAAAAUCACUCAUAGAACUUUUUUGCUAAAAAGGGGCCAUAAAAACAUAAUUGAAAGAGAAUUUGAAAUAAAAAUUAUAAGAUUAUAAAAGUUUAAUCAUUUCAUAUAUUUAUUUAUUUUCUGUUUAAUUAAUUAAAUAAAAUAUUUCAAAAUUAUUUUAUUAUAAUUUUUAUAAUUUAUUUUUUGAUUUGAAUUAAGAAUUCCAGCCAAGGAUAUUUAACCAGACUAAAAAUUAUUAUAAAAUCACGUAUUGA
Messenger RNA from Paramecium sonneborni, 12711 nucleotides. The record is from the annotation of a GenBank genome assembly. NCBI's taxonomy places the organism in Eukaryota, Ciliophora, Oligohymenophorea, Peniculida, Parameciidae.